Hevea brasiliensis (rubber tree) is the source of this 1205-nucleotide messenger RNA. RefSeq lists its product as uncharacterized. Gene Ontology annotation, molecular function: hydrolase activity. The record is from RefSeq and is a predicted model, not a curated record. The coding region runs from base 74 to 1024 and encodes 316 amino acids. Lineage: Eukaryota; Viridiplantae; Streptophyta; Magnoliopsida; Malpighiales; Euphorbiaceae. The transcript has 3 exons.
AGCAAGGUCAGGCACAGCUGCACAGCAAGGUGCGGAAAAAGAAGGAAGAGAAGAGUGUGUUUGGAUAAGAAAAAUGGAGAAGAUAGAACACACAAGAGUAUCCACAAAUGGCAUCAACAUGCACGUAGCAACAAUAGGGACAGGCCCUGAAAUCCUCUUCCUACACGGCUUCCCUGGACUCUGGUACUCAUGGCGACACCAACUGCUUUCUCUUUCCUCCCUUGGUUACCGCUGCAUAGCCCCUGAUCUUCGUGGCUAUGGCGACACCGACGCUCCUGAAUCUGUGAAUCAAUACACUGUUUUCCACAUUGUGGGAGACCUGAUCGGCCUCCUUGACUCGCUAGGGAUCCAGCAAGUAUUUUUAGUGGGUCAUGACUGGGGGGCCUUAAUAGCCUGGUCCUUGUGCAUAUUUAGACCAGAUAGAAUCAAGGCCUUGGUAAACACGAGCGUCGCCUUCAUGCCGAGGAACCCACAAGUAAAGCCUCUGGAUGGGUUCAGGUUUAUGUUCGGUGAUGAUUACUAUAUCUGCCGAUUUCAGGAACCUGGAGAGGCCGAAGAAGACUUUGCUCAAGUUAAUACUGCCGAAUUGAUUAAAUUGUUUUUUACAUCUCGCAACCCAAGGCCACCUAUCUUUCCCAUGGAAGUAGGAUUCAGAGCUUUACCAGAUCCCCCAAGCCUGCCUUCUUGGUUGACAGAAGAAGAUAUCAAUUUCUAUGCUGCCAAAUUUAACCAGACAGGCUUCAGUGGAGGAUUGAAUUAUUAUCGAAAUAUUAACCUAAAUUGGGAGCUCACAGCUGCAUGGACUAGGGUGGAAAUCAAAGUGCCCGUGAAGUUUAUCAUAGGAGAUCUGGAUCUUACGUACCACAUUCCUGGUGUCAAGGAAUAUAUACACAAUGGUGGCUUCAAGAAAGAUGUGCCCCUCCUGCAGGACGUGGUUGUAAUGGAAGGAGUGGCUCACUAUCUCAACCAAGAAAAGCCAGAGGAGGUUAAUAAACACAUUUAUGACUUCAUUAAGAAGUUCUGAUCAGAAAUAAUAGCCACGUGUUCUGUCUGUUAGGCCCUAGCGAGGUCAUGUUAACUUGCUCUUCCUCAACUUUAAUUGAAUAAAUGCUCCAUCUAGUCUCUCGGGGUCUAUGAAAUGUCACCGGAAGUUCAUCCUGUUAAUCUUCUUUGAUUUUGAAGGGAAUUUAUUGUCUUUUACUUCA